AUGUCAGCCAAGGAGACAGAGUGCGGGCAGGGCCACCCACGGGGAGCCUUGCAUGGCACUGUAAAAAGGUUGGUGACAUUGUUUUACAAGACCCUAUGGUACAUCAUUAUGUAUCACCUAGUUCCAACAUGUUACUCAAAUGGACAGAGCUGUUCUCUGGAUUCUCCAGAUCUGCUAGGGAUUGUUAGCAAUGGCGAUAUCAACAUUGGGGCUGUCUUACCCCUUCAUGUGAAUAAAGAGUACCCUCAAAUCCUGUACACUGAAAGACCGGGACCAAUUCUCUGUAGAGUAUUCCCACUGGAGCAUUAUCUGCAGAUACAAGUAGUCAGACAUGCUGCAGAAGAAAUCAACAGUAAUCCCAAUAUACUGCCCAAUAUCUCCCUGGGAUUCAAGAUUUAUGAUUCCUGUGUUGUGUUACAAAGGGAGUUAGAAGGUACUUUCUGGAUGCUCACAGGUCAAGAAAAAGCCUUGGCUAACUUUCAGUGCCAAGGCAUUAACCGCUUGGCAGCUUUUAUUGGCUACUCCACCUCAACAAACUCAAUGCUCAUGGCUCAUAUCUUAGGCCUCAGCAGGUAUCCACAAAUGUCCAAGGCCAUAACUUGUAUUUGGCCAGUGAUCGUGGCUUGGAGAGUUGUGGCUAGUUCUGCCAUCAUGGCCCUCAUGGUGGCUGUGGUAAUGUGCCCAUCGUCCUGUGAUGGGGUUGGGGAGUUUGGAGGAGAGAAAGAGUUAUCCCACAAUCGUGGAGCGCCGCCAUCUUGGGACUUUUCAAGGCCCUCUCUGAUCCUCACGGCCGCUGCUUUCACCAAAAAGAAAGAGACUCUGUUGGCUUUUGCUGGAGCAGGUUAUGGAGAUCCAUCCAUAAGGAACACACAAGUUACACUUCAGCUGGGUCCACAGGUCAGCUACUUUGCAACCAGUUCCCUCCUUAGUGACAGAACACAGUUCCCAUCUUUCUUCCGCACUGUCCCAAGUGAUGCUUUCCAGUCAAUGGGAUUGGCACAGAUGGUCUUACAUUUUGGGUGGAUGUGGAUAGGGCUAGUGGCUAUGGACAAUGAAUAUGGUCAACAAGGAAUACAGGUAAUCAGAAAAGAACUAAUUAAAUCUGGAGUAUGUGUGGAGUUUACAGAAUACAUCCAAAAGACUUGGCCUAAUAACAAUAUUCCACAUAUUGCCCAGGUCAUAAAGCGGUCAACAUCCAAUGUUGUAGUUGUCUUUUCAACUGAUAUAAGCUUCAUUCCUCUUCUUGAUGAGAUAUUGAAACACAAUGUAUCCCAGAAGAUAUGGGUGGCUAGCGAAGCCUGGGCAAAAUCAGCAUUCCUAUCUACAAGCACAUAUUCCAGCCUUCUUGCAGGAACCCUAGGAUUUGCCUUCUAUAGCGGCGAUAUCCCUGGAUUUCAUGAAUUUAUCAAACAAGUCAGUCUCACUGAACCACCAAGAGAGGCAUGGUAUACAAUGUUCUUGGAGGAACAAAUUGGUUGCCUAUUAACAGAUCUUCAGAACUUUGCAUUUCCCAGGAAGAAGCAAUCACGGAACUGCACAGCAACAGAUGAAAUUGAAAACUUCCAGGUCUUACUGAAUAAUGUGUCUAAUACAGCAAUAUUAUCCAAUUUAUACAGUGCUGUGCAUGUAAUAGCUCAAGCUUUGCAUGACAUGAGCUCUUCCAAAAUUGGAAAAGGGUUUUUCAUUAAUGGAAACUGUCCUGAUAACUGGAGGUUUCAACCAUGGCAGUUGCUGCACUACAUGAAGAGGAUUAAUUUCAGCCUAAGCAGUGGAAGGGAUAUGUUCUUUGAUUCCAAUGGGAACCCUCCUCCGGCAUAUGAUAUUGUAAAUUGGCAAAUGGGUCCAGAAAGCACAAUGAAACAUAUCAAGAUUCCGCCCUCAGUUUGCAGUAAGAGUUGUCAACCAGGGUUUAGAAAGGCAUCAAUCAGAGGAAAACCUAUCUGUUGCUUUGAAUGUAUCCCUUGUCCACCAGGAGAAAUUUCCAAUGAAACUGAUUCACUGAAAUGUUUUACGUGUCCAUGGAAUGAAUGGCCAAGUAUUCAUAAAAAUAGCUGUUUUCCAAAGUACAUUGAAUUCCUCUCAUACGAAGAGCCUUUAGGUAUUACUCUCUCAUCCACCAGUGUUACAUCUUCCAUGAUUCCUAUAGCAAUUCUAGGGUUACUGGUAUAUCACCGGACAUCUCCUGCAGUGAAAGCUAACAAUUACACUCUCAGUUGUCUUCUUCUGGUAUCGCUGUCACUUUGCUUCCUCUGUUCCCUGGCUUUCAUUGGCUAUCCACACUUGGAGAAAUGCCGUCUACGACAGGUGACUUUUGGCAUGGUCUUUGCACUCUGCGUUUCAUGUAUUCUGGCAAAAACAGUUAUGGUAGUAAUUGCUUUCAGGGCCACAAAGCCCAGCAGCAGCUUAAAGACGUGGGCCAAGCCAAAAGUGUCUUAUCUAGUUAUCGGUCUUGGUGUAUUCAUGCAGUUUUUAAUCUGUAUCUGUUGGCUGGCUUUCUCUCCUCCUUUCCAAGAACACAAUUCUAGCUACAACUCUGAAGUUCUUGUGGUUGAAUGCAAUGAAGGUUCACCCACAGCUUUUUGGGGAACUUUAGUAUAUCUUGGGUUUCUUGCCCUAAAUAGCUUUCUUGUUGCUUUCUUGGCUCGGAGACUUCCUGGCAACUUCAAUGAAGCCAAAUGCAUUACUUUCAGUAUGCUGGCUUUUCUCAUUGUAUGGGUAUCUUUUAUCCCAGCCUCACUAAGUGCCCGUGGAAAGUACACUGUAGCCAUGGAGAUUUUUGCCAUUCAGUCGUCAAGCUGGGCAAUUGUCUGUUUCAUGUUUGCUCCCAAAUGUUAUAUCAUCUUAUUACAUCCUAAUAGGAACAUCAAAAAGCAUCUAAUGAGUGACACUAAUAAAAUUAUCAUCCAGAUGUUCAUAUUGCUAAACAGUCAGCAUUCCUUGAUAGUGUGA
Messenger RNA from Pelobates fuscus (common spadefoot toad), 2949 nucleotides. RefSeq names its product extracellular calcium-sensing receptor-like. Gene Ontology annotation, cellular component: plasma membrane. Gene Ontology annotation, biological process: G protein-coupled receptor signaling pathway. Gene Ontology annotation, molecular function: G protein-coupled receptor activity. The coding region runs from base 1 to 2949 and encodes 982 amino acids. NCBI's taxonomy places the organism in Eukaryota, Metazoa, Chordata, Amphibia, Anura, Pelobatidae. The record is from RefSeq and is a predicted model, not a curated record. The transcript is spliced from 10 exons.